This is a messenger RNA of Aplosporella prunicola CBS 121167, 1443 nucleotides long. RefSeq lists its product as uncharacterized. Bases 131 to 1132 code for a protein of 333 amino acids. NCBI's taxonomy places the organism in Eukaryota, Fungi, Ascomycota, Dothideomycetes, Botryosphaeriales, Aplosporellaceae. The transcript is spliced from 3 exons. The record is from RefSeq and is a predicted model, not a curated record.
CUCUCUUCUCACUCCAGCAACACCCUCGCCAGCCCCUGCUUCAACCUCCUCCCAUCACCCGACCCACAAUCCCGCUAUUCCAAGUCGCCGUCAUCCAAAGAACACCCCGUCACCAGGAGAAGAGAAAAAGAUGCCUCCAGCAGAUCCUAGUGGAACACCUCUACCACCAUCAGUGGAAGCCGCCUACUACCGCAAAUGCAUUGCCCUGAAGCGGAGACUGAAUGAAAUCGAAGCAAACAACGAUGCUGCACGUGUGAGGAAGCGGCGUCUAGACCGCGCGAUCAUGAAGAUGCGGCUAGAGCGUGCCUUUUUGAUGGAGCGGCUUUCGGAGAGAAUGGCACCAAACGUGGAUGAAUCAGAUCGGAGCACCAGUCCUCCACCAACCCCGCAAGAAAAGCCCACGCGCAGCAAGCGCACGGCCCGGCAAAAGACUCCGCCCGCAGAAUCGCACCACAGCGGCAGCCUGCCGCCGCACCACUCGCCCAGCGCCGCAAGCAACCCCUCGCAGCCGCACCUGCACGCCAUGCCCCCGCUGCCGCCGAGCACGCAGUCGACGCCCGACCCGCACCGCACGACAGGUGGCCUGUUCAACUUCUCCGGGCCGGGCAACCCGCCGCCGCCGGCUCUCACGCCCCUCGGCGUCAACGGCACCCCCGGCACGCCGUUCUCAGGCCACCACGCCGCCGGCGCCCACGUCCAGCACCCGGGCAUGCCCAUCACGCACGGCCUGCCACUGCCACAGCCACAGUUCCUGGACGGCCCGCCCCCCGGUGGCGCUCCUGCCGGGGGCCCUGCAUCCACGACGUCGUCGUUCGAUCGCGGCAGCGGUGGCAGCGGCGCCGGCGCGGAAAACGGCGGCAGCGCGCCCCCGCCUGCCGGCGCCGAGUACGGGCGGCCGUUUGCGCCGGCGCACUUGGGCGCUGGCGGCGGCGCGACGGGCGAGAUGAUGAGCGCGGGCCCCGAGAUCAGGACGGAUGCGAAUGGCGAGCGCAGGAUUGGCAGUGCUGGCGCGGACGCAGAGAUGAGGGACGCGCCGGGUGCGGCGGGGUUCAGUGAUGCUGGUGCUGGCGGUGCUGCUGGCGCGCCUGGCGCCACGGGGCCGGGGGGUGGGUUCACGGCUGUGAAUCGGUAGAGGGCGUGGGGAUGUGAGGGUGUUUGUGGGUGUACGAAUGUGUGUGUGCGUGGGUUGAGGGGUCAGUCCGUAUAGAGGAGAGGAGAGGAGUUCAGUUGCUUAGGCCUUUGCGUGCUUGCGUGCUUGUUUCUUAUUCGACGAGCCAUGCAUGCGUUCAUGCAUUCAUUCAUCGUCCAUCAUCCAUGAUCUAUCAUCCAGAGCGAUGCGCGCCAGACUGCAGCCAGCGAUACAGCGAUACAGCGUUAAUGGGAUCGGUCAACUCGGUAGUCCGUCAGUCCGUCAAUUAGCCACGAACGGGGAUAUAUCCCAGA